GUCUCAGUCUUCCUACUCUUCAGUGGCUUUGUGAUCUAUCCAUCCAACAUUCCAACUUACUGGAAGUGGCUCACUUACAUGAACCCUAUUCAUUGGGCUAACGUCUCAUUUUGCAGGAUCCAAUUUUAUAAGGGUUACACAGACCCUUGUUCCAAAUACCUUGGCCAACUUCCUUUUUGUGACAACUUCCCAUCAAUGACAGUUGGAAAAGCCUACCUAGUUUUCUAUGAGCUUUCUCAAGAUGCUAAGAUAUCAUGGCUACCUUAUGCCAUUAUCCUAGGGUGGACAGUAAUUGUCAACUUGUUAAUAUUACUGGGGCUAAAGAAGUUAGAGUUCAUGGGGAUGAGUCAAUCGCUGCCCCAUCUCAAAAAGACCUCUAUAAUUAGAAAUUAUAAGGAAGAUAAAGACUCUGAAUUUCAGUCAUACAAUAGCAACAAUGAACAUUCUAAUAAUUUUGGUGCUUCUCCACAUCUUGAGAAACCAUAUUUAAGUUCAUACAAUGACAGAAUAAAAGACAAUGGAGGUGUCGAGAAAUGGAUUGACGAGUUCCGAAUUGACCUAGAAAGGCACGGUUUAGACAUUCCGUUGAAGCAAGUAACUCUACUAUUCGAGGAUUUAUCAUUCACAAGGUAUGACAGGGAAACUAAAGAAAGCACACCAGUUUUCAACAGCAUAACUGGCUAUGCAAGACCCAAGACCAUGCUAGCCUUAUUAGGUGGUAAUAAAACAAGCAAAGUCACACUCCUAAAAUGCCUGGCUGGAAGAGUACCUGUAAGUGGAAGUCUCAACGGCAACCUCCAGGCUAAUGGUUUGGGGACAGGCGCUACUUUUUCCAAACUAAUAGGCUAUGUUGAAAAGCUUGAUGCCCACCAACCUUACCUCUCUGUCCGGGAAUCCCUUCAAUUCAGUGCUGCACUACGUCUUAGCCAAGAGAUUAGCCCCAAAAGCCGCCGCAUUCAUGUUGAGUUGGUCCUCAACCAACUUGGUCUACUGCCCUACUCCAAUGAACUCGUAGGUUCUCUUUGUGAUGCCACUGGAAAAAUGUUUGAAAUAGCCAAAAAGAUAACCAUUGCAGUUGAGCUGGCUGCUAACCCAAGUAUUCUCCUUCUUGAAGAACCAAUCUCUGGCCUUAAUACUACAGGAACUUUGACAAUCCUCAAUAUUCUCUCUCAAGUGUCAAAUUCAGGUCGCAUCAUUGUUGCCACUCUAACACACCCUAGUGCACGCACACUCUCAUUCUUUGACCUGGCUCUCAUUCUAACACGGGAAGGGCAUCAAGCAUAUUUCGGUCCAGUGGGAUCUAACUGCAACAACUUGCUAGAUUAUUUCAAAUCAAUCCUGAAUGCUCCUCAUUAUUCCAGAAGAGAGAGCCCAGUUAGAUUUAUUAUGGGGGCUCUUGGCCUAGGAAUAAAAACGAGCAUCAUUCCUCUCCUAAAUUUUUCAGAAAUCUACCAGGCCAACUCUUUGCAAAAGAUUAAUAAUGAAGAGAUUUGCAGCAUAAAGAAGAUGAACAAGAAGAGAAGAAGAAAUUAUUUAUCUUCUACUUACCCAGCUCCAUAUUCAAGGCAAGCCAUUUUGGUACUUCUAAGAACACAACGAUUCUUAUGGAGGAAUGUGCAAUAUACAUACGGUAGGCUUACAGGGUGCGUGAUGAUUGCUCUCCUGAUGGGCUCCCUCUAUUUUCAGAUCGAAUACAAUGACAUAUAUGGUGCUACCUCACAUACACUAUACAUAUACAUGCAACUUAUUCUCAUAGGAGUGAUCUCCGCAAACAACGUCGUACCCCAGAUUGGUACAGACAGGCUGGUCUACUUCAGAGAAAAAAGGGCUGGAAUGUAUCUGCCAAUAUUUUAUCCGCUAUCAUGGGCAGUGGGUGAGAUUCCUUACCUUUUGAUAGCAACACUUGCAUUUCUAGGAAUUGGGAAUGGCAUGGCAGGUAUUGGGACGCAAUCCCCUUCAGAGUUCAUGGCGUACUGGACGGUGCUCUUCCUGUUUACACUAUGCCUAACUUAUUUUGGAAUGAUGAUCACUUUCCUAGCACCAAUGCCAACACUAGCUGCAUUUGCUGUGUCAAUUUUGACAUCAUUUUGGGUUUCAGCUUCUGGUGUAGUGGUAGUGCUAUCUGACAUUAAGAUCUACAGAUGGAUGUACUGGAGUAACCCAUUCCAGUAUGCAAUGAAUGCAAUGACCUCAAUUAGUUUCUACUGUAAUACAAAAGGGUGUGGAUCAGAGUGCAGGUGCCCGCGAUUGCCAGAUGAUUCUUAUGUCUGGGAUAGGUUGGCUACUUUGAGAAACCUGAGCCAUGAGAGUAUAGAUAGAGACAUACUCAUUUUGUCCACAAUGUGCAUGCUGUUUGCCAGCCUCGCCUUUGUCUUCUUUGUCGUGAUGAAGCAUAACUCGCCCCCACACUUAUAGAGUGAUCAUACACAUCAUAUUCAUAUGGACCUCAAGAAGCAAAGAUGGGAAGUGUUUGAGCAAGGCAAAACAAGCAAACAGUGCAAAUAAAGCAUCUAUAGAGUAAAAGUGCACAACAGUUAACCAAAAGAAAGCCUUGAAUCCAAA
Alnus glutinosa is the source of this 2562-nucleotide messenger RNA. RefSeq names its product pleiotropic drug resistance protein TUR2-like. Gene Ontology annotation, cellular component: membrane. NCBI's taxonomy places the organism in Eukaryota, Viridiplantae, Streptophyta, Magnoliopsida, Fagales, Betulaceae. Gene Ontology annotation, molecular function: ATP hydrolysis activity; ATP binding; ABC-type transporter activity. The transcript is spliced from 2 exons. Bases 79 to 2415 code for a protein of 778 amino acids. The record is from RefSeq and is a predicted model, not a curated record.